Messenger RNA from Talaromyces atroroseus, 1281 nucleotides. RefSeq lists its product as hypothetical. Lineage: Eukaryota; Fungi; Ascomycota; Eurotiomycetes; Eurotiales; Trichocomaceae. Gene Ontology annotation, molecular function: calcium ion binding; calcium-dependent phospholipid binding. The record is from RefSeq and is a predicted model, not a curated record. The transcript has 2 exons. Gene Ontology annotation, cellular component: cytoplasm. The coding region runs from base 1 to 1281 and encodes 426 amino acids.
AUGUCAUACAACAGACCCCCGCCUCAGCCUCCAUUGGGCUAUCCUCCUCAAGGACAGUCUACCUACUCCCAAAACCCAGGAUACGGCGGUCCUCCUCCUGGCGGCCCUCCAGGAGGUAAUUACCCGCCUCCGCAACAGGGCGGCUACUAUCCCCCCGGACCAUAUGGCGGUCAUCCCCAGGGACCUCCCCCUCAAGGCUAUCCCUAUCCACAGCACAGCUCACAUCCGCCGCCGCUACAAGGAGGCUACGGCCAACCACCUCCCGGUCCCUAUGGAGCUCCACCGGCUCAUAUGGGCGGAUACAAUGCCGCACCGCCAGCUGCCCCCUCUCUCGGAUAUAUCCCCAAUCAGGUAGCACCAGGCGAUUUCAGGCCUCAAGCGGAUGCUUUACGCAAGGCUAUGAAAGGAUUUGGAACCGAUGAAGCCGCAUUGAUUCGUGUCCUCGCGCAUUUAGACCCUCUGCAAAUGGCCGCCGUGCGAGAGACAUAUACGCGGCAUAUCAACCGCGAUUUAUACAAGGACGUCAAAAGUGAGACCUCUGGAUACUUCGAGCAGGGCCUGCUGGCCAUUAUUGAAGGCCCACUGAUGAACGACGCGGAACUGGUGCGCGACGCUGUCAAGGGAUUGGGCACAAAGGAGUGGCUAUUGAACGAUAUCCUGCUGGGCCGAUCGAAUGCAGACAUGCGCGAGAUUAAGAACGCCUAUCACCACAAAUACAACCGUAGUCUAGAAAAGGACGUCGAAGACGAUCUAUCUGCAGAGACCAAGGCGCUUUUCGCCAGAGUCAUCUCCGCAACGCGACACGAAGAGUCAACCCCGAUCAACCCCGCAGCCAUUGAGAACGAAGUCAAAAGCAUCCAUGGCUCAACCGCCGGCCGAAUGAUUAACAACGUCACUGAAGUAUGCGUCAUCUUCGCACAGAGCUCAGACAACGAGUUACGCGCAAUCAACCAAGCCUUCCAUCAGCGAUACCACGUUGAAUUAGAAAAACAUAUUUCCAAAGAAUUCUCCGGACACAUGAAAGCCGCUCUGAUCUACAUGCUACGCACUGCGACGGAUCCAGCAUUCCGAGAUGCGGCCGCUUUGGAAGAUAGCAUGUCCGGCCCUGGCACCAAGGACUUCAAACUUGUAACCAGAAUUGUGCGCUUGCAUUGGAAUAAAGCUCAUCUCGACCAGGUGAAGAGAGCGUAUCAUCAUCACUACAAACGAGAUUUGCGAGACCGGGUUCGGGGCGAGACAAGCGGCGACUAUGAGAAGUUGAUGUUGGCUUUGUUGGAGUAG